UCGGCACGCAGAGCCCACCAGCACCAUCCUCCUUCUGUCUCCCCGCCGUGCGCGUUUCCAGUUCCCCCGGAGGCAAAGAACACCCCCGAUCUCCCCUGCCCCCAGCCUUCGCCACGCGGGGGCCGCGCGACGCGGAGAAGCUUCCAAGCCGGCGGCCCGACGCCGCCACAACCACAGCCACCGUCUCCCUCGCCCCAUCCCCCCGCUUCCCCUCCUCCGGCCGGCCGGCGUCGCGGCCAAGCGGAGGGCGGCGAGAUGUGGGUGUUCUACCUGAUAUCGCUACCCCUCACGCUGGGCAUGGUCGUCGUCACGCUGCGCUACUUCGCCGGCCCGGGCGUGCCGCGCUACGUCAUGGCCACCGUCGGCUACGCCUGGUUCUGCUCCCUCUCCUUCAUCAUCCUCGUCCCCGCCGACAUCUGGACGACAUUAAUUGGUUCUGAAAAAGGUGGAAUUGGAUUCUUCUGGAGCUGGUCGUAUUGGAGCACAUUUAUCUUAACAUGGGCUGUAGUGCCUACUAUUCAAGGCUAUGAAGAUGCUGGAGAUUUCACUGUUAAAGAAAGGCUGAAAACCAGUAUUCACAUGAACCUGCUCUUUUAUUCAAUUGUAGGAGCUAUUGGCCUCUUUGGACUUAUACUGCUUUUAGUCAUGCAUAGAGCUUGGGAUGGAGGUAUCGUGGGCUUUGCAAUGGCAUGCUCAAAUACCUUUGGACUGGUAACUGGUGCUUUUCUUCUUGGUUUUGGGUUGAGUGAAAUACCAAGAAACAUUUGGAAAAAUGCAGACUGGACUCACCGCCAAAAAGUACUUUCUCAUAGAGUUGCCAAGAUGGCUGUAAAGCUUGAUAAUGCUCAUCAAGAAUAUUCAAAUGCGAUUGUUGUUGCUCAAGCCACUUCAAAUCAAAUGUCAAAGCGUGAUCUCUUAAGGCCUUAUAUGGAUAUCAUUGACAAAAUGGUUGCUCAAAUGCUGCGGGAUGAUCCAUCUUUCAAGCCUUCUGGUGGCAGAUUAGGCGAAAAUGAUAUGGACUAUGAUACAGAUGAUAAGACAAUGGCCACACUGCGACGUCAACUUAGGAGGGCCCAUGAGGAGUACUAUAGGUGUAAAAGUGAAUAUAUGACUUAUGUCAUGGAAGCUCUGGAUCUAGAAGACACAAUUAAAAAUUACGAACAGCGUGAUGCAAAUGGAUGGAAAUAUGUAUCAAGUUUUAGGGAUAGCCGAUCAGGCACACUGGGAUCACUUUUGGACACUAUGGAGUUCAUAUGGCGCUGUAUACUUAGAAAGCAGCUUCAGAAAGCACUCGCCGUUAUCCUUGGUUCCAUGUCAGCUGCCAUACUGUUGGCAGAAGCUACUUUGCUGCCAAGUGGUGUUGAUUUAUCACUUUUUUCCAUUCUUGUGAAGUCUGUGGGCAAGCAAGAGGUUUUAGUCCAGGUUGCGGCAUUUGUCCCUUUGAUGUAUAUGUGUAUUUGCACAUACUAUUCACUAUUUCAGAUUGGGAUGUUAAUGUUUUAUUCUCUCACUCCACGGCAAACAAGUUCCGUCAGCUUGCUUAUGAUCUGUUCGAUGGUUGCAAGAUAUGCGCCUCCUAUUUCUUAUAACUUCCUGAAUCUCAUUCGUCUAGGUGGUAAUGUUAAAACCACUUUUGAGAAGAGAAUGGGGAACAUUGAUGAUGCAGUUCCGUUCUUUGGGAGAGGCUUCAACAGGAUCUAUCCGCUAAUUAUGGUUGUUUAUACGCUCCUUGUUGCUAGUAACUUCUUUGGACGUGUCAUUGACUAUUUCGGAAGCUGGAAAAUAUUCAAAUUCCAGCGUGAAGAAGAGAAUAUGGAUGGUUUUGAUCCAUCUGGAAUGAUUAUUCUGCAAAAAGAGAGAUCUUGGAUUGAACAAGGAUAUAAAGUCGGCGAACAGGUUAUUCCAUUGGCAAGGUUCAAUGGCGCGAAUAUAGAUGUUGAAUCUGGAAAGGUACCAUUGGUUGAAAAUACAGUGGAGAUGAAAGUGGGAGCAUCUAGAGUUGAUGGCAGAGCUGGCAAUUCAAAAUAUGCCCACAACAGGGAAAUUAUUUCCAACAAGUAUUCAUCUGUUAGAGAUCAGAGUCGGCAGGCAGGGAAGCCAAUGAAAAAGGAAACCGUGUCAACAUCUGUAUCUCUGCUUGAAGAAGAGAAUUCUGAGCAGCGGUCGUCUGCUGGAAUUUCCCAAACAUGGGCUUCAAUGAAGAUUGGUUUUCAGAACUUUAAAGCGAAUAUGGGUUCCAAGAAGUUUACUCCUCUGCGGCAAGACCCAGGAUUUACUCCUCAUUCGAAUCUGUCUUCGCCUGAAUCACUUGAUGACAUCUUCCAAAGGAUAAAACGUCGCCCUGCAGACAUGCCUGUAGAUUACCUUGACGAUGACGAGGAUGAUGACAAUACUGGAGACAUGGAUCCUACAUUUCCAGGAUCGAGGAGAUAGGCUGUGAUAUUCCUAUAAGUUAGAAUAUUCAAUUCAGGAAUUAAAGGAUUUGGUAGCAUUAGAUGCAGAAUAGAGGAAGAUACAGGAUGUAUAGAUUAGAUGAUGGUUUUGGUGUGCUUCACGGAAGCUCAAGACGCCUGCCCAUCUGGAAAGCUGCAAACAUGAAAGCAUGACAUGAUGACAGGCCCUGCAGAAAGGACAGCGGAUUCUCCCAACAAGAGAUCAUGGGAGCGUGGCUGGAUGACACUUUUCUGCUUUACACACACUAUGCAGGAAAUAGGCAUUGCUGACAUGUUCUUUUUUCCUUGUUAAAUGACAAAUUUGUAUUGGAGAUAACUGAUUCAUACUUGAGGCUGACGAGUGUAAGCUGUAAAAGAAUGCAUACGUACGAUAUGAUGCUCUGGGCUGAAAACAAUGUGACUGCUCUAAUGUAUUAAAUGAAAAAGAAGUCCACGAGUGUUUCUGCGGUGGUA
Messenger RNA from Brachypodium distachyon (stiff brome), 2906 nucleotides. Its product is annotated as LMBR1 domain-containing protein 2 homolog A. Bases 256 to 2433 code for a protein of 725 amino acids. The transcript has 14 exons. NCBI's taxonomy places the organism in Eukaryota, Viridiplantae, Streptophyta, Magnoliopsida, Poales, Poaceae. Gene Ontology annotation, cellular component: membrane. The record is from RefSeq and is a predicted model, not a curated record.